AUGUUAACACUACCAUUUGAUGAGUCUGUUGUAAUGCCAGAAUCCCAGAUGUGUAGAAAGUUUCCCAGAGAAAGUGAUGACCAAAAGCAAAUGAAGAACCCGGAAAGCUUUUCAAAGCAGAUCAUCCUCCGAGGAAAGAAUAUUAAAAGGUCUCCUGGAGAAGACACAGAAAAAGAAGAGGAGGAGGAAGAGAGAGAGGAGGAGGAUGAGAAUGGCUUGCCAAGGCGAAGGGGCCUUAGGAAAAAAAAGACGAGCAAGAUAAGGAUGGAAAGGAUUAAAUUCAGACGUCAAGAAGCCAAUGCUAGAGAGAGGAACCGUAUGCACGGCCUAAAUGACGCUCUGGAUAAUUUAAGGAAAGUCGUCCCUUGUUAUUCUAAAACACAAAAACUGUCCAAAAUAGAAACUUUAAGACUAGCCAAGAACUAUAUUUGGGCUCUUUCUGAAAUACUGCGAAUUGGGAAGAGACCUGACCUGCUCACCUUUGUUCAAAACUUGUGCAAGGGUCUGUCCCAGCCAACUACAAACUUGGUGGCAGGAUGCCUGCAGCUGAAUGCCAGAAGUUUCCUAAUGGGCCAGGCAGGUGAAGGUGCCCAUCAUACCCGCACACCCUACUCCACCUUCUAUCCUCCCUACCACAGCCCGGAGCUUGGCACCCCCCCAGGGCAUGGGACUCUUGACAACUCUAAGUCCAUGAAACCAUACAAUUACUGCAGCGCUUACGAGUCCUUCUAUGAAAGCACUUCCCCUGAGUGCGCCAGCCCACAGUUUGAAGGUCCCUUAAGUCCUCCCGCAAUUAACUAUAAUGGGAUAUUUUCCCUGAAGCAAGAGGAAAGCUUGGACUAUGGCAAAAAUUACAAUUACGGCAUGCAUUACUGUGCAGUGCCACCCAGGGGUCCCCUUGGGCAGAGCUCGAUGUUCAGGUUGCCUACAGAGAGCCACUUCCCUUACGACUUACAUCUGCGCAGCCAGUCUCUCACCAUGCAAGAUGAAUUGAAUGCAGUUUUUCAUAAUUAA
Messenger RNA from Cinclus cinclus, 1014 nucleotides. It is a transcript of the gene NEUROD6, whose product is annotated as neuronal differentiation 6. The transcript has a single exon. Lineage: Eukaryota; Metazoa; Chordata; Aves; Passeriformes; Cinclidae. Gene Ontology annotation, molecular function: protein dimerization activity. Bases 1 to 1014 code for a protein of 337 amino acids. Gene Ontology annotation, biological process: regulation of DNA-templated transcription; nervous system development. The record is from RefSeq and is a predicted model, not a curated record.